AUGACUGCAUCAGCAGAUCUUCCAUAUGCUGAUAGGGAUGUGGGCGGUUGUGGUGGCCCAAAGCCUCACAUUGCCAUCGUUGGAGGAGGAAUUGUUGGCGUGGUUCUUACCCUCGGACUGAUCAAACAGGCAAUUCCAGUACAGCUUUACGAACAGGCGCAGGGAUUCCGUGAGCUAGGGGCAGGUAUCGCCUUUUCGGCUUGUGCACGUCGCUGCAUGGAGCUUAUUGAUCCAAGUAUACCCCAAGCCUUGGUCCGCGGUGGCGCAGUGUCCAUCUCGGACGUGGAAGAUCAAGAUUGCCUGCGCUGGAUUGACGGUUAUAACCAAUACCGCCCUGAUGAACCCGAAUACCAAAAACCACUGGCUCAGAUAGGCGGCGCGGGCUUCAGAGGUUGUCGACGAGAUGAGUUCCUCGAAGAGCUGUCCAAAAGCCUACCUGCUGGCGUCAUCAAGUUCGGCAAGCGAUUAGAGACGAUAGAGAAUCAAGCCGAUGGGAAGAUAAUCCUUGCUUUUGGUGAUGGUACACAAGCUGAGGCGACUGCAGUUAUCGGCUGUGACGGCAUAAAGUCCCGUGUCCGCAAACACAUGUAUGGUGCCAAAAACGAGGCAUCAUACCCACAAUUCACUCACAAAGUCGCCUACCGUGCCCUGCUGCCGAUGACAGAUGCGUUGGAGGUUCUUGGGACCUGGAAGGCGAACAACUUUCACCAUCACGUAGGGCCCGGUGCUCACAUGACACACUACCCUGUGGCGAAUCAUAAAGCCCUUAAUGUAGUCAUCGUCCUCUCGGACCCGCAGCCAUGGCCGGACCACGACAACAUGGUGGCCGAGGGCUCGCGCGAGAAGCUCGAGGCAGCUCUGCAAGACUGGCACCCGACCGUGCUGAAACUUGUCCGGCGCCUGCCCGAUAAACUCAAUACUUGGGCUCUAUUCGACCUCGGCGAUUACCCGUUACCGAGGUAUAACGCGGGCCGAAUCUGUGUUGCUGGGGACGCCGCUCAUGCCACCACUCCUCACCAUGGUGCUGGGGCAUGCUUGGGAAUUGAAGAUGCACUGUGUCUCAACAUUCUGCUAGGCCAGGUGUGCAGCAACAAUAAUGCAGAUCUCAACCACGCCGUCGAGGUGGCAUUUGGGGUAUUCGACAAGAUACGAAGGCCAAGAACCCAGUGGCUUGUGAACAGCAGCAGGCGGGCUUGUGACUUGUACCACCAGCAAGAAUGGGCCGAUCCAAGCCGGCGCGUCAAAGCAGAGACGUGCUUUGAAGAAAUGCGAGACCGGUCCUACAAGAUCUGGCACUUCGAUGUGGAUGACAUGGUUAGACAGACCCAGGCCGAGUACAACAGGCGGCUGCUCGACUGCAGUGUAGAGAAUGGCCCAGGGAGGAAGUUUGGUUACGUACUAUGA
Molecule: messenger RNA, 1404 nt
Organism: Neoarthrinium moseri
Lineage: Eukaryota; Fungi; Ascomycota; Sordariomycetes; Amphisphaeriales; Apiosporaceae
Exons: 4
Coding region: 1-1404 (467 amino acids)
Biological process (GO): secondary metabolite biosynthetic process
Molecular function (GO): FAD binding
Source: RefSeq, a predicted model, not a curated record